Scheffersomyces amazonensis is the source of this 1929-nucleotide messenger RNA. RefSeq lists its product as uncharacterized. The transcript has a single exon. The coding region runs from base 1 to 1929 and encodes 642 amino acids. The record is from RefSeq and is a predicted model, not a curated record. Lineage: Eukaryota; Fungi; Ascomycota; Pichiomycetes; Serinales; Debaryomycetaceae.
AUGGAUAUGGAUGAUAUGGAUAUGGACAAUGAUAUUAUAGAGUCCGGUUCCGCCGCAUCCUCAUCCGAUGAUCAUCAAGAUAUUCAAACUCCAAUUGAAUCUCUUGAACCAAUACCUCAUGUUAUGAAACAUCCUCAUGGAUUACCAAUCCUUGAAACUUCCUUAUUACCAGAGGAAAGAUUAUUUUGGGAAGCUUACAAUACAACUACUUAUUAUAAUGCUCCAUCUAAGCAUAGAGCGGCCCUUUACGCACAUAUUAUUUUCGCUCUUUUAACUAUGGUAGUCAUUUAUCCAAUUAGUCUUUUAUUCAAUAAUUUGAAAUUUAAUACGUGGUAUUUGAUAUCUUUGACAGCUCAUACGGGUUGUAUACUUGUGUCAUUAUUAAAUUAUUCGAUUUUCAUAAAUUCAAUUGAAAGCCUUUAUCCUGGAAAUGCUUAUAAUUCAAUGUCAUGGAUUUUAUUAUUUUCUACAGUUAUUCAGUAUGUUGCAGCUCUUAUUAAUUUUGGAUAUAAAUAUCUUAAUAAUGAAUGGAAUUCUGUAACUUCAUCUCAAACAAGUGGUGCUUCGACUCCUGAUCAUUUUUUUCCCUUUGAAGAUUAUGAUGAUGAUAAUCAUUCUGAUUAUUCAUCUCCUGCUAUAACUUUAUAUGAUUUAUCUAGACAAGGUACAACUACAAAUUCUUUUGAAUUGAAUUCAGAUGAUCAUUCUAAUGGUCAGAAUAUGACAUCUACCAAUUCCAUGUUAUUACCAGAUAAUCAUCAUUUGGAUCAUUCACCUUCAACUAUUCGUUCAAAAACUAUUGUAUCUAAAGUAUUUACCUUAUCUAUCUUUCAGCAUAUCUCCAGUUCAAUUUAUAAAGUUGCUAAUGUGACCUUUAAUUUAUUAAAUUGGGGUCAUUUCUUUUAUUUUCUUGUCUAUAUUCCAACUGGUGUUGCAACCUUUGCCUUAUAUGGUAAAGGUCAAACAGUGUUUAACUUAUUAGCACAUUUCAUUAAAGGUGGUGUGUUUUUCAGUUAUGGUGUUUUAUCAUUGGCUCGUUAUUCUGGAGCUUUUCAAUCCAAAGGUUGGGCUUGGAAUCAUAAAUUUAUAAAUGAAUCUAGUGUCGUUUCAUCUUACUGGAAUAAAAUUCAAGGUCGUGGUCUUUGUACAAUGGAAAUGAUUGAAAGUGGAUUAAUUUUAUUCUAUGGAUCAACCAAUAUAUUCUUAGAACAUUUAUCUGAUGCUGGUCAAGAAUGGUCUCCCAAAGAUUUACAACAUGUUUCAAUUGCAUUUAUUUAUAUCGGAGCUGGUUUAUGUGGGGUUAUAACUGAAUUUAAAUUAGCCACUUGGAGGUAUGAAAAAUCUAUUGAAAACUUACAAAAUUUCGAAAGAUAUACUAGCAUUGAUAACCAGAUUCAAUCAAAUGUUUCAAAGCCAGGUAAAAAGUCAAAACUGAUAUUAUCAAAAGUAUCAUCAAGAAUUAUGAAGGCUUCGCCAGGUUUCUCACCAAAUCCAUUCCCAGUAGUAACAAUUUACUGGACUGGAAUAUUAAUGUCAUCUCAUCAACAAGCUAGUUCAUUAUCAACUGAAAUUCAUGUUCAAUGGGGUCAAUUAUUCCUCAUGGGAUGCAUUUUUAGAUUCCUUACAUAUAUUCUUGUGUUACUUACACCCCCAUCAACUAAAAGUUUAACUAAGCCUUCAAGACCUAUAACUGAAUUGGUUGUGAGUUUUAGUUUAUUGUGUGGAGGGUUAGUAUUCAUGGAAUCUACCGAUCCAGUUGUUCUUAGUUUUGAAUAUUAUGGAUUCACUUCUAUGUUCACUUUAAAUCUUUCAUUAGGUUUUAUCAUGUUAUUCAUGAGUUGGGAAAUGAGUCUUUUUGCUUUUAAGGAUUGGUUAAUUGGUAAAUAUUUUCAUCCAAGAAGACAAGCAUUAACUCAAAAUCAUGUAUAA